GUGAAUGGCAGGGAGCGUGAAUGUUGGACACAAAACACCAGAAAGUAAUCGGGAGAAAGCGGGGUGAGGUUGUGUGAGCGUUGGGGAGAACUACCGCGACGCUGAUAGCAACUAUAGGCGCUCAUGUAACUCUGUCCUCGUCUUCUCUGUAGACCGAAGAGAACUCGACACAACGCACCCUCUUGUGCUUUGCAUGCGGUGAGCGAUCAAGCGCGAGGGCUCGGAAAAACAGCGGUGGAGACGGAAGUUUGGAAAUCCCGGGCGCCUCAGGAGUGAAUGGUGGAGCCCAGUCCCCCAGCGCUGCAUCUCCAUGCCAGCGGUGAUGUCAGCAUGGUGGGCGUCAGUGUGAAGUUGGAGGAGUCUGGAGGAGAAGGGGGAGGAGCCCAUACCAGGGCAGAGCAGCUCUCCUCUCCUGCCUGUGAUUGGUCAGGACAUCAGCCAAUGGAACGACCAGAGUCUAGACAGCUGACUCCUCCCCUCUCCCGCUCACCCUCAGAGGGCUCUCCUGGUAAGGAACAGCUUCUCAGACAGAGUCCUGUUGGGAUGAAGGGGGGCAGCAGGGGGUACAACCACCGACCAGAGGGACACAUGCACCCCACUGUCAGCGAAGUCAUGCCCACCAUAGAGAAGCUUCUGAGUGUGGACUGGAGGGAGAAAUUUCUGGACAAAAGCCCCCUGGGAGGCAACCACCUGAAAGGCACUCCAGAGUCUCUGGCAGAGAAGGAGCUGCAGUUGUUAUUGAUGAUCAACCAGCUGGGUGGUCUGAGGGAGCAGCUGCUGGGAGCCCACUCUGAGCAGAGGAACAUGGCUGCCUUGCUGCUGGAGAAACAACAGCAGCAGAUGGAGCUGGCCAGACAGCAGCAGGAACAGAUUGCCAAACAGCAGCAGCAGUUGAUCCAGCAGCAGCACAAAAUCAACCUGCUUCAGCAACAGAUCCAGCAGGUUAACAUGCCCUACGUGAUGAUCCCAGCCUUCCACCCCAACACCCAGCAACUCCCUGUCACUGCCGACAACCAGAUGACCAUGCCUCUGCAGCCAAUCCCCUGCAAGCCAGUGGACUAUCCCAUGCAGCUGCUGCAGAACUCUCACUCCACCCCUGUGAAAAGGCCCAGUGGUACCUUCCGUCAGGAAGCCAGCCAGCCUCUGAAUCUGACCUCCAAGCCCAAGGGGAUGGACAUGGGGAAGAGCCCCAGCCCGCAGAUCUUUGAGCUGGGCUCGCUGACUCUUCAGGGUGGGUACAGACCCAGGGACAACCAUAGAGACAGCCCUUCACGGCCUGCACUUAACCUAGGUUUCCUGGGAGAGGGGGAUGUGGUGACCCAGGCCAUCCACGAUGCCCAGCAGCUGCUGUGGAGUCAUGGGCCGGGCGGAAGAGAGAGGGAGCGAGAGAGAGACUGCACUGCCAGGAUGGAGCAUAAGGAGUCUGGUCGCAGCGACAGGCUGCCACACCAAGACCGGGGAGAGAACAGACAAACCCGCCAAACCAACGAGGACCACCACAGCAGUGACUCUGAGGGCCCCCUGUCUGCUCCUGGUGUGGGGUUGUUUGCAGAGGUUCGCAGUCCCCCCUCCUCCGUCCACAUCAAGAGGCCCAUGAACGCCUUCAUGGUCUGGGCCAAAGACGAGAGGCGACGUAUACUACAGGCCUUCCCUGACAUGCACAACUCCUCCAUCAGCAAGAUACUGGGAACUAGAUGGAAGUCUAUGUCUAACCAGGAGAAGCAGCCCUACUAUGAGGAGCAGGCCAGGCUGAGCCGACAGCACCUGGAGCGUUACCCCGACUACAAAUACAAGCCCCGCCCCAAACGCACCUGCAUCGUGGAGGGGCGGAGACUCAGGGUGGGCGAGUACAAAGCCAUGAUGAAGAGCAGGAGACAGGAGCAGAGAGGGGCAUACACACACAGUCAAUCAGAGCCGCAGAAGCUGCACUACGCCCCAGGCGAGGGCCAAUACCCAGGCGGCGGUGGAACGGUCUCCAUGCCGACGGUGCCAUUCCACCCCGCGCUAUUGGAGCACUACCUGCCACGAGGGUUGGAGGCUCCGCCUCCUCGCAGACUUGACGGGCAGAUCACACCCACUCCCCUCCACAGAGAGAGGGAGAGACCACCGUACAGCGAGGGGGAGGAGAGUGACAGAGGAGAGAGGAGUGAGGGAGAGCUAGUUCUCCUCACUGACUGAGUGGGAGAGAGGAAGGGAGAGUUUUUAAUAGGGUUAAAGGAGUAAGGGAGAGCUAGUUCUCCUCACUGACUGACUGAGUGGGAGAGAGGAAGAGAGUUUUUAAUAGGGAUAAAGGAG
Messenger RNA from Oncorhynchus nerka (sockeye salmon), 2295 nucleotides. Its product is annotated as transcription factor SOX-13-like. The transcript has 14 exons. Gene Ontology annotation, biological process: regulation of transcription by RNA polymerase II; cell fate commitment. The coding region runs from base 277 to 2178 and encodes 633 amino acids. Gene Ontology annotation, molecular function: RNA polymerase II cis-regulatory region sequence-specific DNA binding; DNA-binding transcription factor activity, RNA polymerase II-specific. Lineage: Eukaryota; Metazoa; Chordata; Actinopteri; Salmoniformes; Salmonidae. Gene Ontology annotation, cellular component: nucleus. The record is from RefSeq and is a predicted model, not a curated record.